AUGGCGAAGACUUGUCUCACACUCCUCCUGGGCUUCCUCCUCGCGUGGGCAGCCAACGGUACUAAGCUCCGCAAGACAUACAUAGUUCAGCUGAAGGAUACACAGGCCUCUGGUGCUCAGCGCGGAGAUCAGUUCGACGCUUCCCUGGCGUCCGUCUCCGCCAGUCCCGCUGACACGCUCUAUCAUUACCAGAACGUGACGAACGGAUACGCCGCCAAGAUCACAGACGACCAAGCUAACGCACUGAGAAACCAGGAUGACGUCUUAUCCGUCACCCUCGAUCAGGUCUACGUCCUGCACACCACCAGGACACCGGCCUUCUUGGGUCUCGACGACGCCUCGCUCCUCGGUCGCGGGCUCGACCUCGACCCGAGCAGCUAUCUCGACGAGAGGGGCGACAGCGGGAUCCAUCCCGAGUCAAACCUCAUCGUUGGCGUGGUGGACACGGGCGUCCGGCCCGAGAAUCCCAGCUUCAAGGAUGAUGGCAUGCCACCCAUCCCUGCCCACUGGAAGGGCAAGUGCGAAGCCACCGACGACUUCCCGGCCACCAGCUGCAAUAAAAAGCUCAUCGGCGCGAGGGCCUUUUACAAGGGCUACGAGGCCGCCCUCUCCGAUGACAACGGCCUCUUCAACUGGACCGGAGAGUCUAAGUCCCCCAGGGACGACGAUGGACACGGCUCGCACACCUCGUCCACCGCAGCCGGAGCCGCCGUGCCGAACGCCAGCCUCUUUGGCCAGGCCUCCGGCACGGCUCGUGGCAUGGCCGUGCACGCCCGCCUAGCCAUGUACAAGGCCUGCUGGAGUAAGGGUUGCGUGUUGUCUGAUGUCCUCGCGGGCAUGGACAAGGCAAUCUCGGACGGUGUCAACGUCAUGUCCCUUUCUCUUGGCUCGAAUUCGACAGCCUCAAUCGAUCCCAUUUCAGUCGGUUCAUUCGCCGCCGUCCAAAAGGGAAUCUUUGUCGCCCAGUCUGCCGGCAAUGAAGGCCCGGCAGCAGCCAGCGUAGUCAGCAUCGACCCCUGGACUCUGACCGUCGCCGCGAGCACGCUCGACCGUGAUUUCCCUGCUCAAAUCAUCCUCGGCAACGAUAAGAACUACACCGGCACCUCCCUCUACAGCAACGGUUCCGUGACCGACAUCAAGCCCCUCACCGCCGGCGAGGUUCUCCCCCUCAUCCAAGCUAGUCAGGCGGGCUCGGGCAAUGUCACCAGCGCGAACUUGUGCCUGGAGGGCAGCCUCGACCCCGCUAAGGUCGUCGGCAAGGUCGUCAUCUGCGUGCGUGGAGAAAACGCCAGAGUCGACAAGGGCGGGGUAGUCAAGACCGCAGGCGGGCGCGGCAUGAUUCUCGUGAACGCCCCUGUAAACGGUAACGAGCUUAUUGCCGAUGCGCAUAUUCUGCCUGCCCUGCACCUCACCGCCGCAGAUGGAGACGCGGUCUCGGCUUACGCCAAAACCGGCAAGGGCACGGUGAUUUUGGACUUUGAGGGUACUAGGCUCGGCAUUCCGGCGCCGGUGAUGGCUUCUUUCAGCUCGCGCGGCCCGAACUCUGUCCUCCCGCAGAUCCUCAAGCCGGAUAUCACGGGACCCGGAGUUUCCAUUCUGGCAGCCUGGUCCGAUCAGGGACCUACUGGCCUUGAUAUAGACACCCGCAAGGUUGACCAGAAUGUCAUCUCUGGCACCAGCAUGUCAUGCCCUCACCUGAGCGGUAUCGCAAUCUGGAUCAUGGCCCGCCGUCCGGGAUGGAGUCCAGCCGCCAUCCGCUCGGCCAUCAUGACAACCGCCUACACGACCACCAAGGGCACCAAGUCGCCCCUCCUGGACUCCCGCGACGAUACCCCCGCCACUCCUUUCGUCUACGGAAGCGGCCACGUGGAUCCCGUAGCCGCCCUCAACCCGGGCCUCGUCUACGACAUCGCCCCCGCCGACUACCUCGACUCCCUCUGCGCCAUCAACCCAAACCCCCGCUUCUUGCAUAAAUUCGUGAAGCACAACUUCACCUGCGCGUCCAACCAGACGUACAGCCUCUACAACCUCAAUUAUCCGUCCUUCUCUGCCGCCUACGGCAUCGGCGCCGACCCCGCCUCGGAUGGGUCCUUCACCGCCACCUUCAAGCGCACUUUGACGAACGUCGGGGGUGCUGGCACGUACAAGGCCCAAAUCUCGCUCAAUGACGCCGGCUUGGUCCAAGUCUCUGUGAAACCUGAGACUCUCACUUUUGAGACGGCCGGGGAAAAGAAGACGUUCGAGCUGACGGUCAAGAUGAGCCCCCCGCCCCCCAACCCUUUGUCCUGGGGCCGACUCGUGUGGUCUGACGGAACCCACGUUGUUGGCAGCACCUUGUCGUUUGUGUGGGGCAUUCCGAAUUCAGAUGGCACCUAG
Colletotrichum orchidophilum is the source of this 2376-nucleotide messenger RNA. Its product is annotated as PA domain-containing protein. Gene Ontology annotation, biological process: proteolysis. The record is from RefSeq and is a predicted model, not a curated record. NCBI's taxonomy places the organism in Eukaryota, Fungi, Ascomycota, Sordariomycetes, Glomerellales, Glomerellaceae. The transcript has 3 exons. Bases 1 to 2376 code for a protein of 791 amino acids. Gene Ontology annotation, molecular function: serine-type endopeptidase activity.